GGGGAAUGGCUACUCUCUGGUCAAUCAGUUUUAGUAAUUAAACCCUCUCGCCUUGCUUUGCUUCUUUUUUUCCAAAAAAAAAUUAAUUUUCUUUCUAAAAUUAAUUAAAUUCCCAAAAAAUGUAUUAUUAUUGCCUCUAUUCCCUCUUUAAGCCCAAAAAAUUUUUCCAAUUAAUUGUCAUAUUUUUGGCAACAAUAUCUCUAUUUGUCCUAAUUUAUUCUCCUUUAAUCUUUACUUUUUGUAAAACUAAAAAUGAAUCUAAAAAUAAUUUUUUUAAUAAUUUAUUAUUUUUAACAACUCUAAAUUUGUCUAAAAUUGUCUUUAUUUGCUUCAUUUUUAUUUUUAUAUUAUUUAUUUUAUUGUUAUUUUUACGUUUUGUAGUUGAUGACAAGUGGAAGAAUGAUUUUCAAAAGGUUGAUGAAUUGCACAAAAAUGAGGUUGAUGAUGUUCGUAAUUUGCUUCAAGCUGAGCAACAAACAAAAUUGGAACAAUUACAACUUGAAUUUGAACAAACUUUAAAAGAAUAUGAGAAUAAAGUGGCUGAAAUGAAGUCUCAAUUUGUUGAACAAGAAGAGAAGCAUUUACUUAAUGAAUCGCAAAGGAAUCGGAGAUUAAUGGAUGAAUUAACCAGCCGCUCUUACGAACUCCAAUUAAAAAAUGAAGAGCUAGCCAAAUUACGCAGUGAGAAUCGCGAGUUACAAUUGAAAGUUGAAACAAUAGCAGAAAAGGAUGUUCAAAUAAUUAAAUUGGAAAAUAAAAAUUCAGAGCUUAGAGAAGGUGUUUAUCGUCUAAAACAAAUUGAAAAAAAUUUGAUUUCACAAAUUGAUGUUUUGAAUCAUCAACUUAGUCAGGCUAUUAACAAAACUAAAGAAAUUGAGAAAGACAAGGAAAUUUUGGAAUAUCGUUUGACUGAUGAUUUCAAAUCGCCUCGUUCUUCAACUACAACAACUCCUUCAAACUUCCACACUCGAACACCUUUAAUUACAACAGCAGAAAGGCCAAAUUCUUCAUGUUUGUCGUUGGGACGUUCUCAGCCUUCUCUUGAAAAUGAUAUGGCAAAAUCGGUCGAUUCAGCUUUGUCUUUAGUUAAAUGCUACCAACAAGAAGGACGAUCAAAAUCGCAAAAUACUCCUACCAAAAUUUAUACUCCACGGGAAUGCUAUGAAUUGCCAGACCCUUCGCCUGUUGAAGAAUGCAACAGUCCUGUUUUAUUCGCGGAUCAACAACCACAGCGCACUAUUGACUUUGGGGAGGUUAAUGAAGACGAAGAAGAUUCCUUGCCUCAAUGA
Meloidogyne enterolobii is the source of this 1289-nucleotide messenger RNA. Lineage: Eukaryota; Metazoa; Nematoda; Chromadorea; Rhabditida; Meloidogynidae. The record is from the annotation of a GenBank genome assembly.